Molecule: messenger RNA, 4893 nt
Organism: Menidia menidia (Atlantic silverside)
Lineage: Eukaryota; Metazoa; Chordata; Actinopteri; Atheriniformes; Atherinopsidae
Source: the annotation of a GenBank genome assembly
UUUGCUGCCACCUUGUGGCCGCUUUUAUCUUAGAAACUUGUUGCAGUUUCAGUUGUGGUUGAAUUUGCUAGCAGGAGGCUACGUUAGCUUUAGCCAGUCAGUAGUAUAUCUGUAGCAGAGAAACUCGUGCUCCGUCCACCCACCAAUGACACGGACACUUAACUUACAAACAUGCUCCUGGUUGUUCGCUGAUAUUUGGCUGGCUGUUUUCCUACUGUAUACCAUCAACGUUCCUUGAAGCUAUCCCUGAUCUGUAACGCGCAGUAACUUAACUCUGGGCUAUGGAUCCUGAUCGAUUGAAACGUAGAGAGGAGAUUCAGAAGGCAAUGGGUUUCAUCCAAUCAUCGCUUCCAUUCCCUGAACCGGAGAGUUAUGAGGCAUUUCUGACACAGCUGGUGUGUAACCUGCUGGAUGAAGGGAAUUCUUGCUUUCGAGACGGGGACUGGCGUCAAGCAAGUCAGCAGUAUGGAGAGGGUAUCAGCGUUGCCCGCUAUGCACAGGCCGAAGCCCUCAUCAUCCCCUAUGAGCUGCUUGAGAGCCUCUACGUUAACAGGGCAGCUGCUUUCUAUAAUUUGAGAGAGUACGAGCGUGGCGGUCAGGACUGUGACAAUGCACUGUGUGUGUCAGAGGGCAGUCGCAGGGCUUUGUACCGCAAAGCUCUCUGCCUUCGGGAGCUGGGUCGACUCAGAGAGGCUUACGAGUGUGGAACCAAAUGCCUCCUCACAGCCCCACACGACAGGCAGGUCAGUGACCUGGCACAAGACCUGGCCACCAAACUGGGUUUGAAGGGACGAAAGGCCUACGUAAGCCCACAGACCGAGUCGUCGUCCACAGAAGGGGAGAGUCACGGGGAGUCUUCUCCACCCACUGGAGAAAUGUCUUCGAAUGGGCUGGAGUCCCUGGGUGACAUUGGACAAGCAGACCUGUCCAGCGCACAGUGCAUCCCGGCUCCUUUGGCCACGCCCAUCCCCGUCAGCGACGACCCAGCGACCAACGUGGUGACCUCCUGCUCGGACCUGUCGGACAGCCCCAGCAGCCAGGCUCUGCCUCCCAUGCCGUAUUCUGUUCCCGUGUCGGAACAGAUGGACGAGUGUGGCAGCAGUGUUAUGAAGGACGAGCUGGACAGCAUUUUGGAAUGCAUCCCAAAGAAAGUCAGUGAGAGUCCGGUUCAGGGCGUGAUCCCAACCAACCUUCCCAACACGGCCGUCGGUCUCCGCCCUCCUUAUUCGCCCAACCUUCCCGCGCCAUCACCUCAGCUUCCCCCGGCCUUCUUCAGCUCCUCCAUCUCUGACCUAAGCCCACUGGAGCCUUACUCAACACUGCGCGACCAGGGCUCCACCCAGGCGCUGGACGCAUUGGGAGGCUUUUCUACUGGGGACACGGAUGGAGAAGGAAAAGGUGUCGCUGCUGGCGGGCUGGACUCCUUGUCAGAGUACACUCUUCCUGGGGGACGAGUGUGUCACAGCUUCAUCCCUGGAAUGCGCAACCACAGUAAUGCACAUGCUAAUGGACCAGCAGGAACCAACCUUUCGCUGCUCUCCAGAAAUCCCCUGGGAGCCACACACGAGUUUCGGCAGGCGUGUCACGCCUGUUACAGCAGAAUAGGACCGCGAGUAAUGGACUACAAGUAUCAGCCAGAGGCGGCUCACCGCUGUAAGAGAGACGUGCUGCUGUGUCGACUCAAAAACACAGACGACCCCACCUGGAAGAGGAUUCGUCCCCGGCCUGCACGGAACAACUUCCUCGGGGCGUUUGUACUCUGUAAAGAGGUGCAGGAGCGCCAGGAGUGCCAGUACGGGGAGAACUGCACGUUUGCGUACUGCCAGGAGGAGAUCGAUGUCUGGACGCAGGAGAGAAAGGGUGCACUGAGCCGAGAGCUGCUCUUUGAUCCACUGGGCAGCACAGAGAGACGGGCGCUCAGCGUCACCCGACUGCUGCAGCUCCACAUGGGCAUGUUCAUGUUCCUCUGUGAGGAAUGUUUUGACAGUAAGCCUCGCAUCAUCAGCAAACGGAGCAAAGAGAAUUUGGCAGUCUGCUCGAACCUCACAGCACGACACCCAUUUGAUGACAACAAGUGCCUGGUCCACGUGGUGAGGUCGGCCAACGUUCGUUACAGUAAAAUACGCCCCCUGCACCCCCUGUGCCAGUUCGACGUUUGCCGCCACGAGGUUCGCUACGGCUGCCAGCGCGAGGACAGCUGCUCCUUUGCUCACUCUGUCAUAGAGCUCAAAUGUUGGGUCCUGCAGCAGGACACCGGUAUCACUCACGAAGAGAUGGUCCAGGAGUCUAAAAGACACUGGCAAAGGCUGGAGCAGAAUUCACAGAAGCAACAAAAGCCAAUCCACAUCCCCCAUCCGAGCAGCGGCCUACCUAGCGGAGGGCUCGGGGGACUUGGCAGUAUGUCGGGUGGAGAGGGUGUAGGGGCCGGCGGAGUGGGUCCAGUGGGAGCUGUCGGGGUGGGAGGCUUAGGAGCAGGAAGGGGUCGCCCCCUCAACCUGAAAAUGAAGUUCGUCUGUGGUCAGUGCUGGAGAGAGGGUCAGGUCAACGAGCCAGACAAGAACCUCAAAUACUGCACCGCUAAGGCCAGACACAGCUGGACAAAGGAGCGCAGGGUCUUGCUGGUGAAAUCAUUCGAGAAGAAGAAGUGGGUCGUCGUCAGGCCUCUUCCCUUCUCCCGUUCCUAUCCACAGCAAUAUGAUAUGUGUGUGCAUGUGAUGAAGCAGAAGAAGUGCCACUAUAUUGGGAACUGCUCCUUUGCCCACAGUCUCGAGGAGCGGGACGUCUGGACGUACAUGAAGAACAACAACCUGAGAGAUAUGCAGCAGAUGUACGAACUGUGGCUGCAGCUGACCAAUCAGAGCAGACGGUCGGAUAACUCGGCUGUGACCCCGCCCCCAGAUGAUAAGCAGGUCACCAUAUCAGCAGAUUUCACAGAAGGCCUGGGAGGCCGGCAUUUGUCGGACGGUGACGACCUCUGAGUGUGACCGCUGACUGAAAGCAGCUGCUGAGCUGCGGACAGAGACGGGCCCGCCAGACCAGCUCCAGCUGAAGACGUCUGUUGUCCCGCAGGCCUGGUGACCCUUAGCAUCGAGCCGGCGAGGAGGCAGACGGACCCAGAAGACGUUCGACCCUACCAACACACAUGUAUGCACACAUUCAAGUACACACAACACUCACGUUUAUCCUAAAGAGAAGGCUUUGUAAGUAAGACCUGUGGCUUUAGCGUUUUGCUUUCUGUCAUGCUACACAUGGCACCUUUUGGGGCCUUUUGCCACAAAAGUUCCACAGACAAAAGUUCUAGCUCUGUUCACACUUAAAUAAAUGACUUGUGGUCCCUAAUUUUGAGAAUGUGUGUCCACCAGAACCUUUUUUUUCCCCUUUAUCUUCAUAUUAAAUAAGAAUGAAGAAAUCCAUGUUGCAUGGUGGGUGCGCUGGUCGCAGCCCAUAUAUUUGCUUUUGGAAAAGCUCUCAGAGCUUUUCACAGCCAUGGAAACUAAAGAAACAGAGGCAGUGGCAGAAGAGCUUCUUGGUGGACACACUUUACUAAGCUCACAACCAAAUCCUCCUCUCUUUGCUUUGCAGGAAUCUGAUAAGAGGGUUGAGAUAAAAAAAAGUCCUUCUGUUUUUUUUUUUUCUUUCUUUGUUUUUUUUCUUUUGAGAGCAUGUUUUCCUUUUUCCAAGGGGAGUUACGUUUCCUUGCAAUAUUGUCUGCCAUAUUGGUAGAACAUUAUGAAUGUAACGCCUGCAUGGGCCUUUCAAAACAAGGAACUUGUUCCUGCUCCUCAUUGGUUAUUUAAUCGCACCAUACCUGCAUCCGAUGAGCACAGACACACACAGACAUGUUGGCUUGAUAGCAAGUUAGUCAUCAAUGAUUGAUUUAACAUCAGUUCCUCUCAGGUUGACAAAAGAGGGGUCUUAAAUGAUGUAGAACAUCAGCUGGCAGCAGAAAUGAUUGAGAAACUAAUUGCUUGGAGCUGUUGUUGCUAAAGCAAUCAUGGAGAUUUUUACAAUAUGAAGGUUUAGAGUGUACCGGUGUGCAUCUGGCAGAAAGUUUGAUGUAGCAGAGCUCCAGAAAACCAUGCAGGCUCCGGACAGUACGAUCAGUUCAGAUUUCGGAAACCCCGAAAAAAAAUUAAAAAAGAAGAUAGAAUUGAAGCGCGUAAUUGGCAAAAGGAGAGAUUUAUCUGUGAUAAUUGAAAAAGAAAUUAAGUCCACGAGGAAAGUUCAUUUCAAACCUGGUAACAAAGAUAAUUUUGUAUUUUUCUAGCUCACAGUUAGAAUUAUUCGAGAGUUUAGAAUUGAAGGUUUAAGAUGAUAGAUCUCGAGUUAAAUGGAGAUCAGUUUGAAAAAGAUAAACCCCAAACACAUAAACAAAAUAACAAUCUUCCCACAGCCUUCAGAAGGAAGGUCGUGUUCCUCCUUUACCAGAUGUUUAGUUCCUGAUUGCAAAGGGUGGCCACAAGACAGCAGAGGAUGCGCACCCUUUUAUCGUGCCUAUAAACACCACAUCAAUAUGAUACCAAUGCCCAUGAAAAGAAAUGCACACACACAGAGAAGUACACACACAGGCAGGAUUUGUUGCCAUUUUAUUCCAGCCUUUAUUGUGGACAGACAUGGUGAAAGUAUGCCUAUGUUCAGAUACACGCAUAUUAUACAUACAUCCAACUAAUGAUAAACAAUAACCUAGCAGUUAAGCUUAAAUAAAUAUAUAACCUGAAAACCUGUAUUGAUUACAUAGAAGAACUUCUUGUUAUUGAGGUAUUGCUAUAUGACAUGUACCGCUGAACUAGAUGACUAUAGUGAUUUUUUUUUUUCCUUCUUCUUAAAUAAAAGUUUUUUAUUUCUGAAAUCUUGCUUCUGUAUGGGUUGUUCCAGACGGGGCAGUUUGACAGG